AUGACCGUCUGCUCUCCUGUCUGCCGUCGAGCAGUUCAGCGCAAAAUAACCUGCCCCGGCGAACCAAUUUGGAUUUCCGAUGAUGUCCUGUACCGGAGUUAUCAGAGGUUUCUCAAUGUAUCCAAGACAGCGAAGCGAUACGGCAGCUUUGUGCCAGGUCCCUUGGAAUCAAGACGGCGGCUGGGAAAACGAGAGAUGGCACACGCUUCGGCCUCGGCCUAUACACCUAUGUCGGUUGGUGGUAUAGGAGCACUAUGGAGGUGGUUCAGGCAGUCGGACAAUAUGCAAUACGAAUGGCAGGCACCGACAAUACGUCCUCCAGCAGAAGAGCCCCCCGACUUGGUGCAGGACUGGUUAUCGGGAUUGGCCAUUCCACCAACGCCAGCCAAAGGUAUCUCGGAGCCUGCAGCAGUCGAGGUGGAACAAAGUGCUGUGGAUAGUCCAGAAGUAGCAGAGUCAUCAGAAAGAGCUCAGAGUCAACCCACCGACCGUAUGGCUGAUACUCUAGAAUUCAGACUGCGCUUUUUCCGCAAGUCUAUGUGGGCGGUCGCUAGUAGGAAAAAUGCAAUCAAGCUAUGCGAGAAUUUUGCUCGCGAUCUAACGGAAAGUCUGGCCGUGGAGGGGACUCACACUGAGGUUGUCCAUUGGACACUAUCUUUGGCUGUGAUGAACGAUAUAUCUCGAGCAAUAUCUGACUCGAAAACGUCUGGAUUAUGCUUGGUAGCACUCUACGAGAAAAUCUGGGAGGGCAUGUCUGCUUGCGAAUCACUCGAUACGAACGGAUUGGGUAAGAAAAUAACACAUAGACUUCUGAACCGUCUUACAGUUCUCAUGGAUCUACCACAAGCACGAUCAUUGUCAUCUACAAUACUUCAAUCGCUCUCCCCAUCUCAGCAGCUCGGUUUGAGAGGCCCCAUUACAAAUGUGGUCUUUGCGUGGAUGAAGACCUGGGUCAAACCAGAAGCCCCUUUUUCCACGGAUGAGUUUGCCGAAGAGUUGGUAUACACAAAAGUCAGGUCGAAAAUUGAGCGUGUCCAUCAUGACAUUUUGCAUUUGAUCUCAAAAACUUCUCUAGGAAACCUUGGUACUGAUCGUGUCAACUUGAAAAGUCUUGCGGCUGUGCUUAAAUCCGCAAAACUUGAGAUUAUUGAAGCAAUUCGUGCCAUCGAUCGCUUGGAGGACAAAUUCCGUCCACCUAGGAAAGCUGCGGAAGAUCUUGCACAGGCUCUCUCAAAUAUCACCAACGAUACUCGCCGUACUCAUAAGAGACAGUCAAUGGUGACGCCUUCCGGUGUCCUAAGAAGCGUGAUUUUAUCUUGUUCUAAGCAGAUUUCCACCAACCAUGAAAUCUUGCCUCAAAGGGUAAGGAUAUCUGCUUUGUUUAUGGAUGUGGUCACAUUGCUACCAAAAGUCCACGAUGACCUCUUCCAUGAAGUUUGUCGCGAUAUGGUUGCUUGCCGUUAUAGCGCGCUUCCCGUCAAGAAAGCGAAAACACUAAGCAAGUCAUCGACCCUGUGGUUGCUCCAGCGAUGGACGACGAGGAAAGAAAUCGCGGAUCCUGUUCUCGUCAGUAAUGGAUAUGCAAUUAUGGCAAAUGCUAAGGGUGGAGGGUCUCACGUAACCCUUCUCUUUGCUAUUCACUAUUAUGGAGGGGAUAUUACGCACGCUUAUAAUCUACUUUUGACAUUUUUCAUGAGUACGGGUACUGGCGGCCCAAAGAUGAUGCACAGCAUAGUUUCCCGCCUACAGGAUCAGAAAAUCCGUCUACAGCCACAGCCCUUCUCUCGGUCGUUAGAUCUCAUUAGUCAAGGUGAGCCUAAACUCGCCCGUGGCUGCCUUGCUGUUUACAAAGAGUGGCUUUCUAUUACACCCCAACCACAACAUCUACAUCGUCCCACCGGAUUGCGCCUAGAGUACUGCCCGAACUUUGUUCUAACACUGAUCGAGAAUACAACCAUUCCUCCUCAUCUUAUUUGGGAGCUCUUGGAUAUCCCGUUGUAUGCAAGUUUGGACGCUUCUGUGUAUGUUCAGCAUCCAAGAAAGCGAGAACUGUCAACGGAAAUCAUCAGCCUAAUGGAGCAAAUGGCUCUCAAGUUCUCCGCAGCCGAUACGCGGCCUGAAAGAUUGGCAUUGAGAAAUGUAGAGCAAUGUCUGCUCCACUUGGUUGCACAUAACGUACACCCAAUACCCGAAGGAAUCGCCCAAGCCAUCUCUCAUGCUGGUCUGACCAGGAAACUCCUCGAAAAUGAUGGGAUCAUUGGGUUGGCGAGGUUGCGGUGGUGUCUCGAUAAGAUUGGGAGGAUUGAAGGAGUCGAGGUUGCAAAGUCGGUGGAUGAACAGGUUUACUGGUAUAGACAGUUUCGUUUGGAGAGGAGGCGGGAGAAGCGGAGGAUCGCGAGGGCGUUGCCGAUACGGAUCUUGGAUCGUUGGUAG
Molecule: messenger RNA, 2433 nt
Organism: Hymenoscyphus albidus
Lineage: Eukaryota; Fungi; Ascomycota; Leotiomycetes; Helotiales; Helotiaceae
Source: the annotation of a GenBank genome assembly